Giardia duodenalis is the source of this 951-nucleotide messenger RNA. RefSeq lists its product as uncharacterized. Bases 1 to 951 code for a protein of 316 amino acids. The record is from RefSeq and is a predicted model, not a curated record. The transcript has a single exon. Lineage: Eukaryota; Fornicata; Diplomonadida; Hexamitidae.
AUGCAACACUCGUUGACACACGCUCCUUUAUUCAUGCACGGCGAGCCAGAACCUAGCUAUAGCCUACGUCUCUUUGGAGAUGCAGACCGGAUUAGUCUCAAGGAAGUGGAAGUCAUGGAGAAUUUGCACCGGGAAAUUGCUCUAAAGCGGCAAGCACAGCAAGAAGAUAGGACAUCACGAUCAUAUACGUGCGAAAGAAAACCUUACUCCAGCCAAUCAUCUAUCCUCGCUGCUAAAUUUUGGAAGCUUGGUAUCACACCACCUCAACACGAUGAGAGUCCAGACGAGUUGCUGAUCGGCGCAGCUAGGCGCCUAGAUCACAUAGUUGGUGACCGGAAGGCGUCUUGGAGAGUUGUUCCUACUGCGACCAACCAGCAAUAUCCAACCAGCAAAUAUUUGUACCCCAAAAAGGGAGAGCGAUACAAGAGAUGCACGCCAUCUCUUACACAAAAUUGCAUGUAUGCAAGUGGUUGUAGUGACGCUAUGGACGGUUCUUCUCCUGCUCCAAGAACAUUUUUUUUGAGAACACAGAAAACCCCUACCACUUCGGUGUGCCGUGGAGAAAAUAGCUCACACAACGGUGUGGAAGGACUGGAAGACAGCCGAGUACCGGGAAAGGGUGCACCUCUUUUGGUGGUGACAUCACCAGAGGCUACUCAGCUACGCCGACUAUCAGUGCGGUCACCAAUCCUACGACUCACGCACACAUUGGAGACGUCUCCUGUUUCUAGGACUUCCCGUACCAAGUCUCUGAAGUCACCUAGUGCAUGGAUGGAUACGCUCCCAAGCAUGGAAGAUGUAAAGUGUGUGACCUCGUUGACUCCAGUAUGUAAGACCGCGAGACUGAGAGCUGAGUCCGGGGCAGUUUCUUCUCCUGCCGAGCCCUCUGGUGAAGCACAGGGCUUGGCCUUGAGUCCUACCGUGUCCUACACUCUGACACUCAGCAGCUAA